Molecule: messenger RNA, 2409 nt
Organism: Lates calcarifer (barramundi perch)
Lineage: Eukaryota; Metazoa; Chordata; Actinopteri; Centropomidae
Product: cationic amino acid transporter 2
Exons: 12
Coding region: 161-1930 (589 amino acids)
Biological process (GO): amino acid transport; transmembrane transport
Cellular component (GO): plasma membrane
Molecular function (GO): amino acid transmembrane transporter activity
Source: RefSeq, a predicted model, not a curated record
UUUUAGGUGUGCACCUGCACCAAGCAGCAAAGCUAGUGCUAUCUGAGGGAGAAGGUGGUUUUCUCCUCUGAUAUUUCUCUGUGUCAAACAGCAGCAGUGGAUCUAUGCUGUUUUUUUGUUUUCCCAAUGUUCACAGCAGUUUGAACUCACUGGCUUGAAAAUGGCUAGCAGAUUGUCUUGUGCCAAAGUGUUAGGGUUCGUUCGAACCCUGAACACUAAGAUGCCUUUGGAGCCAGAGGGAGAGGAGUCCAAUUUCCGCCGAUGCCUGACCACCUUGGACCUGGUGGGUCUAGGUGUUGGGAGCACACUUGGAGGUGGUGUUUAUGUGCUGACAGGAGAGGUGGCCAGGAAUGUGGCUGGCCCUAGCAUCAUCAUCUCCUUCCUGGUGGCAGCGGUGGCUUCAGUCUUUGCAGGGUUGUGUUAUGCUGAGUUUGGAGCGCGUGUCCCCAAGACGGGCUCAGCUUAUCUUUAUUGCUAUGUGACUGUAGGGGAAGUAUGGGCAUUUGUGACUGGUUGGAACCUGCUGCUGUCCUAUGUUAUUGGAACAUCAAGUGUAGCAAAAGCCUGGACGGGGACCUUUGAUGACCUGCUAGACAACGUUAUUGCUAAAACUCUGGCAGAACAUGCACCCAUGGACUCACCUGGCUUGGCUCCAUACCCUGACUUCUUUGCUGCUGGGCUGAUUAUGUUGCUUGCAGUGAUACUUUCAUAUGGUGUGAAGGAGUCUGCAGUCCUGAGUACUGUUUUUACUGCAGUGAAUGUAGCUGUAUUGUUUUUUAUCAUCAUUGCUGGCUUUAUAAAAGGAGAUAUCAGCAACUGGCAUAUCAGUCAGGAGACUAUCCUGAAUGCAACUCGACAAAUGGAGAACAUGACUUCAGCACAAAAUGAAACUGUUGACUUCGGUGUUGGCGGCUUCUUCCCCUUUGGCUUUGAUGGAACUUUGGCAGGAGCAGCAACCUGUUUCUACGCUUUUGUGGGGUUUGACUGCAUUGCCACAACAGGUGAGGAGGUGAAGAACCCUCAGAAAGCCAUACCUCUUGGGAUUGUGGCAUCCCUGCUAAUCUGCUUGUUGGCCUACCUUGGUGUGUCAGCUGCUCUGACAUUUAUGAUGCCCUACUAUCUGCUGGACAGUCACAGUCCUCUACCUGUAGCACUUGAAUAUGUUGGCUGGGAGCCUGCAAAGUAUGCUGUGGCUGUGGGAUCUCUCUGUGCACUCUCAACAAGUCUCCUGGGUGUGAUGUAUCCAAUGCCACGAGUGCUGUUUGCUAUGGCGAGAGAUGGCUUGCUCUUCAGUCCUCUUUGCUACAUGAGCUCCAGGCAGAGUCCUGUCUUAGCCACGCUGUCUUCAGGAGCUGUGGCUGGUAAGGCGGCUGUACUACACAGGGUCACAGAUGAUGAAGCCUCUUUCAUGGUCCUCUUAUUUGACCUAAAAGCACUGGUUGACAUGAGCUCAAUUGGAACCAUCUUUGCCUACACUCUUGUUGCAGUGUGUAUUCUCAUAUUAAGGUACAAAGAAGAAACCAGUUUUGUCCAUAGAUCAGAUCCAUUUACAGUAAUGGGGCUGCUCCGGCCUCCGUCUCAACCCACUUACCGCACAUCUAAAAAUGUCAACAUAGUGACAAUCGUUGUUUUGGUCCUGGUGAUCAUUUUAAGCGUGCUACUGUCCGAGGCUGUGGAUUGCCUCCGCAAGCGGGAGUUUUGGAGCGUGCUGUUUGCCUCUGUCCUAAUGCUGGCACUGGUUCUUGCUGUUCUGCUUAUCUGGAGGCAGCCACAGAGCACAACUAGAGCUGCUUUCAUGGUUCCCUGUGUACCUGUAAUUCCAGUUUUAAGUGCCUUAAUCAAUACCUACUUGAUGGUUCAGCUGGGAGGAGAAACAUGGAUCAGCUAUGCUGUUUGGAUGGCAGUAGGGAGUAUGAGUGGCAAAAGCUAGGCAGCAAGCUGACACUGGAGUCCUAAACACAGGAGACGACUGAUUAGCAAAAGCAUGAGAGAAUAACUUGGGAACACAUGGCUGUGAGUGGAAGGAAGAGCUAGGAAGCUUGAACUGCAGGUAAAUCCACUGAAUGAGAAGGUGUGUCCAAACUUGUGACUGGUACUGUGUAUAAUCACAGAAGCAGUCAGAGUAAUAUGGCCACAUCUUAAUGUUUUUUUGUGAAAGAUAGAACAGAGGAAAGAGGGGCAGUGGACCCAACUCCAGGUGGUGCUAUUUUUCAGAGACUGAAUCUGUGUUUCUGUAACAAGGGUGGUAGCUGCAUCUGUGUUCUGAUAUUUCACCAAGCUAAUAUCUUUUUUUAAUCUGGUCUCCAUGUGAAGGCAGUUCAUUAUUGCACAGUUCUGGAAACUCACAUGUAAUGAGUCUUUCAUCCUGUUUUUACCUGGAGCAGUGGUCAAAAAACACAAUAAUAAAUA